Molecule: messenger RNA, 3895 nt
Organism: Heterobilharzia americana
Lineage: Eukaryota; Metazoa; Platyhelminthes; Trematoda; Strigeidida; Schistosomatidae
Source: the annotation of a GenBank genome assembly
CGCUUUUUUGACUGCUUACGUAACGCAACAUACUUGUAACGCAUUUCAACCUUACUCAUUCACUUUUUACUUUUGAUUUCUAGACUUCAUCAUCACUUCAUUGUCCAUUAUCUCUUAUUAUUAAAUAUAAGUACAACACCUAUAUUUGUUGAGUCCUCGACUGACGUUUUUCUCUCCCACUUUCCCCCUCAGAUUUUCGUGGUCCCCACUAAACACACUUAUUUACGCGCCCUCCCCGGCAGCAACGUACCUUUAGCUUAUAUUUACAGAUUUGUAACGCAUCUUGAAUCAAGAAGUUACAUCAUGUAAGAUGCAUUGUAACUGAUGUGUAGGAGUUAAGAAAACUACAAAGAAAAGGGUGGCUAGGAUCAUAGUUAAUUCGUAGCAGUAUUGCUUGGACAACUAAUUUGGUCUUGAGAUAUGUAUGUAUAAUUGUAGUCGACCAGUGACAAGAUCCCCAUUGUCUGACACUUCACUAGGGCUUCAAACAUGCUUCCAAGACUUCAAGGAAAAUGUUUGGAUUAAUAUGUGUAAAACGUCAGCACUGUGGUAGAAAGUAAUUCCACAUUAGAUUUUCUUAUUUGGUAAGUAAAUAAUGCUGUAUCACUGUUAUAAAUAAAAUAAACCCAAAAUAUUUGAAUUUUUCAGGUAAUAUUGGAGAUUGAGUAAUUAUAAGUAGAAGUUGAGAAGGAGGUUUCAAACCUGAAGUGGUGUAAGCAUCAGGAAAUGACAGUUUACCACGCGAAGUUUCGGAGAUGAAAGCGGGAAAUUACUGAAUUGAGAAACGGAGAAACUAGGUAGUGUAUGGGAAUCAGGUAGUUCCAUCAGACUGAUCUGCCUUGUUGUUCAUUUCAGUCUAUAAAGAAGUUUUAUAGUGACAACAGGGAAAUCAAUUCGACUAACAUCAUAUCGAAGAUCCUUGGGUCCAUAGUUACUCAAAGCCUAACUGGAGCUUCGGAACAAAAUGCUUGAGAAAAUCGUGUUGGUUUCAGACGUGAACGAGGGUGCAUCGAUCACAUCGUCAGGCGGCAUUCAACUCUAUCAACCCGGGUGUUGUGACAGUGUCUGACUGUCGGGGGAGUACCGAACAAGUAUUCGUCGUUAAUCAAAGCUGUCUACUCGAACUCACACAGCUGUGCAUGGGCUUAUGGAGAGUUGUUAUAUGAAUUGAAGGGACGAAUACUAAUGAUAUCUACGAGAGAUGCCUGCUGUUGCAUACCCUGUUCAACUUCAUUAAAGGUGUACUAAUAGAUAAAACCCCAGUUUGUAGAUCAUCCAAAGGAUUUUAUGGCACGUGUUCAAAACACUUCAAAGAUUUUGCGUCAGAUUGAGUUCUACCUUAGUGAAGGAAACCUAAAUCGAGAUUGUUUCUUCAGACAAGAAAUGGAAAAACGAGAGGAUGGUGGCAUUCCAAUCUCCUUACUUCUGAAAUGUAAUCGUAUGAUUACGAUGAAUGUUACUGAGGCUGUCCUCAAGGAAGUUAUCGAAGCAUCAGAAGUCCUAAAGUUGUCUGAUGACGGUACAGCUGUUGUCCGAGUUCUACCAUUAGCAGAGUUGGGACCUCGUGAGAAACGAACUAUCUUGGUUACUGAACUCCCGCGGACUCCUAUUGGAAUAAGCACGAUCUUCGAUCAUGACGACAGUUCUUAUCAACAAAAUCCAACGUCAGAUGAUGGUGAACAAAGAGAUGUGAGCUCACUAAGUUGGGAAUUCAGUGAGUGGAUUCGGAAUAUAUUUGAAGACUACGGGGAAGUUCUGUAUAUCAGCUUACCUCGCUACCACAGAUCCAAUUCGUUUCGUGGGUUUGCAUUUGUUGAAUUCAGAACAUCAAAGUCUGCUAGAAAAGCUGUCAAGCAUAUGACUUCUAUUAUUGAAAAUGAACAAUGGUUCGUGAAGCCUAUAGAGACAUCAGAAAUAUGUGAAUGUCCUGAAUCUGCUUGGAAACCACGACUGGCAGCUAAAGCUUCUUUUUCAGCUGAACAAAUGCUAGCCAGACGAUAUGUUUGGCGGUGUUGUUCCCGGAAGAAUAAACAGCUUGUGGCAGCUUUCAAACAUUUACGCCAGGCUGGAUACACUGCUUCCAAUCCAUGCGAUAAAGAAUAUUAUGCAAUCAUACUUGGUGAUAGCUCUUCAGAAUCUAUAACAAAUUAUAUCAAAGACAAUGGUCAUUGUGAACCAUGUCGAUCUAAACUACGUGUAUUCCGUUAUUGUGAUUGGAUAUUCUGGAAAGAGAAGUUUUAUUUAUGGCAACAAGCGUGGAUUACAAGAAUGCGUCGUAAAACUGAACUAGUAUUAAAUAGUAAUAAUAACAAGAAUACUCAUAAUAAUGAGGCGAAUAUGGAAGAAAAAGAAUCUUAUGAAAUAGAUUCUGAAAUGCCUGAAAAUUCAUCAACAUUAAAUUGUUCAGAUAAUUUAUCUGUCAAACCCAAGUCACUUCCAAACAAUUUUGUCCCCAACUCUAUUGUACAGAUUUACUGGCCCUCAACUUUAAUCUCUACUAAUAAUACAUCAGAUAAGACUAUAGGUGAUGAUCUUUGCGACCCAAUUUUAUUACCGAAGAAAUUAUCGUUCGCUCGAUGUUUACGCAUCAGCUUGGAAAAGAAUCUUCUUGUUCCAUGUAAUCUCUUGAAUUUUGUUGCACAUGUCGAUCCCAACCCUGAUCAAAGCCUACUGGAUAAUGUUAACAAGUGUGGGUCUUGCAUACUCUCGAACUCUAAUGUAAAUACAUCAGAUUCGUUAAACGAUACUUUCCCUCUUUUCAUUCGAAUGAAAAGUGCUGAAGCUGCUGUGAAGUUGGUUCAAUCUUCAACAAUCCAGGGAGUAACAUCCCGUAUUCUAGAAGGUCAUAGUGAACAAGCAUACUGUGAAAACAUUGUCAAGUCUCGACUUACUGCCUCCGAGCGUCAUCGUAUUUCACAGGCAAAAAGGCGUACACAGCAAAAAUUAACAACUAAAUGUCCAGCAGUGUCUGUCAACCCCUUACCUCGCACAAAAAGUGACCAUAAGCAUAUUGUAUUUGAUGAAUAAAAUUUUAAGAUAAUUCUGUAAAUAUUUUCAGGUUCAUUUGCACAUAAAAUAUGUCGGUCUUAUUCAUAUUAACGAAAAUGAUUCUGAUUGUCUGUACCUCUUGGCAUUUUGUUAUCAAAAGUCAUUGUUGUAUUGGCAUGUGAUUACAUACUACGAAGCUUAAUAUUUUCUCUUGGACACUAGUAGGGAUUUGCUAAGUUAUAUAUAUCACCGAAUGUUAACUUAGAUUAAGAAUUAAAAGCUGGUUACUUUGUAAUUGACUCAAAUGGUAGUCUGUAUUUAAUAUCUGAAGCUUCUUGGCAUACCCAUCUAUUAAAAUGAUAAGAGGUUUGAGCAGCCAGGUAGUACCACUAGUCCUCACGUAAUAAGUGGGGAUCAUUGCCUAACGUACGGAUGUGUACAAGAUGGCUGAGUGUGUUUCGUUUCAUAGUGUUUGAAUAGAUAUAAAAUAACUUUUGACUAUUUACAUUUCGUUCUCUGUAUUUUAUAUUUUAGCAUACUAAUAUCAGUUUAUCAGCCUAGGCUAUGUAAAAUAAUCUGGUCAGUGAUCAGUCAGUUACUCCUUCUUUCUAGUUUAUUUAGAUGUGAAUUGCGGUCAGGCAACUUGUCUGUAGUUUUGAUGAUAAGUGGAUAGUUUUGUAUCACCUGUUCGCGUAUGACAACCAGGCAACACUCUAUAACAGAUGUGAAGUCGAGACCUGUUCAGCCGCUAAAGCAUCUUGUUGCCAAAUAUGACGAUUGCUACAUGGAAUUCUACUUGAAUUUCAAUUUCCUUUCGAUUUCAGUCAUCAUGCCCCGUCCGUAUAUUAAGAUCAGUGAUAUAGUCUAAUCAAAAAUUUAAGUUAUAAUUUUAUUAGUUAACGAAGAA